AUGGACAGCCCCUGGAACAGCAGCUACGGAGCGGAGGAACCACCGUGGGCCUCACCACUGCCCUGCAACGAGCGCAGAUGUUCGUCCUUUCCCCUGGGGGCUCUGGUUCCAGUCACCGCCGUGUGCCUGGGUCUGUUUGCCGUCGGGGUAAGUGGCAACGUGGUGACAGUGCUACUGAUCUGGCGCUACCAGGACAUGCGGACUACAACCAACUUGUACCUGGGCAGCAUGGCCAUGUCCGACCUGCUCAUCCUGCUCGGGCUCCCCUUCGAUCUGUACCGCCUGUGGCGUUCUCGGCCCUGGGUGUUCGGACCCCUGCUCUGCCGCCUAUCUCUCUACCUGGGCGAAGGCUGUACCUACGCCACGCUGCUGCACAUGACCGCACUCAGCGUCGAGCGCUACCUCGCCAUCUGCCGCCCGCUCCGCGCCCGCGCCUUAGUCACCCGGCGCCGAGUGCGCGCGCUCAUUGCGGCACUCUGGGCCACCGCUCUGCUCUCUGCGGCGCCUUUCUUCUUUCUGGUGGGGGUUGAGCAGGACACGAGCUUUGACUGGGCCCUGGAACUUAACGGCACCAUGCCGCGCACUCCUUCGCCCCUCUGGUCCUCGCCGGGUCCUUGGCUGUCCCCUCCGUCGGGGCCAGAGGCAGCAGCCGCCGCAGCUCUGUUCAGCCGCGAGUGCCGGCCGAGCCCGGCUCAGCUGGGGGCGCUACGCGUCAUGUUGUGGGUCACCACCGCCUACUUCUUCCUGCCCUUCCUGUGCCUCAGCGUCCUCUACUGGCUCAUCGGGCGGGAGCUGUGGAGGAGUCCAGGGCUGCUGCAAGGCCCGGCUGCCUCCGCGAGGGAAAAGGGCCACAGACAGACCAUCCGCGUGCUGUCGGUAGUGGUUCUGGCAUUUGUAGUUUGUUGGUUGCCUUUCCACGUUGGCAGAAUCAUAUAUAUAAACACAGAAGAUUCCCGGAUGAUGUACAUCUCUCAGUAUAUUAACAUUGUUGCCUUGCAACUUUUCUAUCUGAGUGCCUCUAUCAACCCGAUUCUCUACAACCUCAUUUCAAAGAAGUACAGAGCAGCAGCCUGGAAACUGCUGGGGUCCAGACUGUCCAGACAGAGGGGUUUCUGCAGAAGCAAGGACAUGGAAGAGGAUCUGGGAGGAGACACAGCUGGCUACACUGAGACUAGCUCUCAUGCAAAGACGCUGUCCAUCAGCACGGCUAAGCCAGUCACCUCCUCUCACAGGCCUGGGACUUCAGAGAAAACAGGAACAUGUGGGUCUGUCUCCAGCUUGUCAGACCUCAACGCAUGCUCACCCACUCCAACUAAACAAGUCAGUGAAUUUAGCCCAGGGAAAGAGGAGGAUUUGGAGGUUCUGACCAACUCUAACUUAGGUUUAUGUUUUAAACUAAAAAACAAGGCACUUUUCAGAGGGCUGCAGUUAGGCUUCCUCCAAAAGGCCUCACUCAACACAUCCCUCUGUGUGAAGGGCACCCCUUAA
Condylura cristata (star-nosed mole) is the source of this 1488-nucleotide messenger RNA. It is a transcript of the gene MLNR, whose product is annotated as motilin receptor. NCBI's taxonomy places the organism in Eukaryota, Metazoa, Chordata, Mammalia, Eulipotyphla, Talpidae. Gene Ontology annotation, cellular component: plasma membrane. Gene Ontology annotation, molecular function: G protein-coupled peptide receptor activity. Bases 1 to 1488 code for a protein of 495 amino acids. Gene Ontology annotation, biological process: G protein-coupled receptor signaling pathway. The record is from RefSeq and is a predicted model, not a curated record. The transcript is spliced from 3 exons.